CCGACCACGUACAUUUGCCGUACUCAUACGCUGCCUAACGUCAACCUUGAUUUGAUUUACUGUCUCUUUUUAUUCAAACAAACAAAAUUUCUGAUCAACGACUGCACGCAUAAAUCAAAACAAAUCGUGUUGCUUUCCGAUUCCGAUUUCUUCAACGAGCAUGUCCUGUUGAUUUGAUACCUAAAACCUAAACUGUAAUUUUCAAAAUUGCGUUGAAAAAAAAAGUAAAAAUCACAGUGAGAAAGAGAAACCACCAAGGUGUUUCAUGGCUCAUGUACAGCUAAGAGACGAUCAGUGUUGUUUCACAAAUACCUAACGGGCAUCUCUUUUCCUCUUCCUCUUCUUCUUGGUAUUUUUCUCACUGUCUGAUGCGUCUCUUUAGAAAAGCUUCGUCUUCCCCGUAUCCUUCUUCGCCGUCAUCUCCCCCUGUUACUGGGAAUGACAGUAACUCGGCCAAUUACCGUGAGCGUUCGUUUACUCAGCGGCAGAGAAAGCUCAGGCACGUCACUGAACAAGAGCUCGGGUUGCAACCGGGACACCGUUCGUGCUCGUUGCCGACUUCGCCGGAUUCCAACCGGAAGCCGCGGGUGCUGGGCGGGUCAGAUCAUUGGUCUUCGUUCACCGCGCCCCAACCGUUGCCGCUUCCUGACUCGUCUCAGAUUCGAAGACCCGAUUUGAAUUUGGGGCCUGGUCGUACCAGGUCGCCGGAGGCAGGACCGAGCUCCGCUCUGGGGAGGAAUGAUGCAUAUAAUGUGGCCACAACUCCCGGAAAAUCUCCAUGCAAUUUUUGUGGCAAAGUUUCGGAAGAUAUAAACAAUGAAAGUGCUAAUUAUGAUUUAAGACCUAGAUUUCCUGCAAAGACUGCACCAGCAACUGUUGUCUCAAAUCCUGCUGUUAGUUUGCGAAUAUCUGGGGAAGCUGCCCCUUAUUUCAUGGACAGAAAUUUGGCCAAACCUUCUGGUACUUACCCGCGAAGAUUUUCUCAAGAUGAUCUAGUAGUUGACUACAACUUGAAGUCAAAUGUAAGUGCUCCAACAAGUGGAUUGUCAAGUCCUAUUGUCAGCCCACAAAGAUCAAACUCCUUUGAUUUUUUACCUUCUUAUUUGGCUCCUCGAGGAUCUCAAGUUAGGUCAGCUUCAGAGGUCCCCAAGUAUGGUAGGAUUUCCAGUCAUACUUCACCAGUGUCUCCAGUUAAAACCAUGCAAAGCCCUGAUCAUUCUCCACUUCCGAGCCCAAAGGUGCAAAGCCCGCACCGAAUUCUCAAUAGUCCGAGUAAAUUUAUUUUUCCAUUUCACCGUAAUUUGCUUCCAGGAAGUUCUAAGGAGCGGUCAGAAAGUAAUAAUCAUGUCAAUGCCCACCCUCUGCCUCUUCCUCCUGGAGCUUUGGCAUCAUCACAAUCAGUUAUGCCAUUACCACCUGCUGUCACACAGACACAAAACACAACAGAACAGGCAAAUUUAUAUUCAUCAAAAAUUGAAUGGAAGAAAGGAAAACUUAUUGGACGGGGUACAUUUGGAAGUGUGUAUGUGGCAAUCAAUAGAGAGACAGGAGCCUCAUGUGCAAUGAAGGAAGUUGAUAUCAUUCCAGAUGAUCCCAAAUCUGCUGAAUGUAUAAAGCAGCUAGAGCAGGAAAUUAGGAUCCUUCGCCAUUUGAAGCAUCCGAAUAUUGUGCAAUAUUAUGGCAGUGAAAUAGUUGAUGAUCACUUUUAUAUAUAUUUGGAAUAUAUUCAUCCUGGAUCAAUCAAUAAAUAUGUUCGCGAGCAUUGUGGAGAUAUUACGGAGUCCAUUGUACGCAAUUUUACCCGCCAUGUCCUCUCUGGGCUGGCUUACUUGCAUAGCUCAAAGACAAUCCACAGGGAUAUUAAAUGUGCGAAUUUGCUUGUCGACGCUUCAGGCACUGUUAAGCUCGCCGAUUUUGGGAUGGCAAAACAUCUGACAGGUCUAUCCUAUGAGUUGUCUUUGAAGGGCAGUCCAUAUUGGAUGGCUCCAGAGGUGCUAAAGGCUGUCAUGCUUUCUGAUGCCAGUCCUGAUCUUGCUUUGGCUGUUGAUAUAUGGAGCUUGGGAUGUACUGUAAUUGAAAUGUUUACUGGUAAACCUCCUUGGAGUGAGCUUGAAGGGCCUCAAGCUAUGUUCAAAGUUCUGAACAAAACCCCACCUAUACCAGAUACGCUAUCUUCAGAGGGAAAGGAUUUCCUCAAUUGGUGCUUCCAGAGAAAUCCGGCCGAGCGGCCGUCAGCUAUAAAGUUACUUGAGCACCCUUUUGUACAAAAUUCAAAAGAUCACAAUGUCUCCCUUUGCAGGCAGAAAAAAUCAAGCAACUUAAGUGACUGCAGUCCACGUAAAGCCGAUGUGAUGCCAGAGAUUUCCAUUCGAUAGUGAUACUUGUCAACAAGGUUUUGCCAGGCCUCUUAACCUUGCCACAACUUCGCAUAGCUCUCCUUGUUCUGCACUUGAAAACUCUCAUUCCCUAUCUAUGCUGCAAGUUCAUGGAUCACGUGACUUCAACCCUUCUUCAAAUGUCUCCAGCAUUAUUCCCCUUGGUGCUGGGAAUAACCAUCCUUGUCCUCUCUCUCUCAUGAAGUUCCACAUAUCUGAAACUUUAGGGAAUGAUUUCAUGCAGAUGAAUAAGGUGGGAAGGAAACAAAAACAAUCAUCUAUUCCUCAUAUUUCCAUGACCGCUGAUAACGAUUAGAGUAAAUAAAUUUUUUGAAUGGAGAAGCUGGUUGCUUUUUAAAUGCCAGCUUUCUACCUGAUGGCAGCUUGAGUUUGUUUCUCUGUGAAUUACACUUUUAAAAGUUUUAUGAUUUGUAUAAUUGUCCGGACCACAUGAAAUUAUAUAUUUUUUCGCUUGA
Messenger RNA from Tripterygium wilfordii, 2851 nucleotides. Its product is annotated as mitogen-activated protein kinase kinase kinase 5-like. The transcript has 11 exons. The record is from RefSeq and is a predicted model, not a curated record. The coding region runs from base 369 to 2375 and encodes 668 amino acids. Lineage: Eukaryota; Viridiplantae; Streptophyta; Magnoliopsida; Celastrales; Celastraceae. Gene Ontology annotation, biological process: protein phosphorylation. Gene Ontology annotation, molecular function: ATP binding; protein kinase activity.